This is a messenger RNA of Anopheles stephensi (Asian malaria mosquito), 1798 nucleotides long. RefSeq names its product cytochrome P450 4d2-like. The transcript is spliced from 4 exons. Bases 138 to 1640 code for a protein of 500 amino acids. The record is from RefSeq and is a predicted model, not a curated record. Gene Ontology annotation, molecular function: iron ion binding; oxidoreductase activity, acting on paired donors, with incorporation or reduction of molecular oxygen; monooxygenase activity. Lineage: Eukaryota; Metazoa; Arthropoda; Insecta; Diptera; Culicidae.
CCCCGGCAUCGCAGCUGUUGCGGACACGCGUAAUAAGAUUGUACGGCAUAAGUACGCUAGGGGAACAGACAAACGUUGCCAUCAUUCUAGAGCAGCUCUCUUUUCCAUUCUUCUCUUCGCUGCUGUUGGUGGUGGUGAUGGUGGUGCAGAUUUUGCUAGCCCUGCUGGUGGUGAUCCUCACGAUCAAUUACUUGCUGGUGCGUCAAAAUAUCAAGUAUGGCAAACACAUCCCGGGACCGUUGCCGCUGCCGAUAGUGGGCUGCUUCUACAUCUACAUCAAUUUGAAGCCCGAAGACAUAAUCGAUUUCGUGUCCGAGCUGAGAAAUAAGUAUGGUAACCUGUUUCGCGUCUGGAUCGGGAACCGGUUGGCACUGUUCUGCACCAACGUAAAGUACAACGAAACGGUGCUGAGCAGCCAGAAGCUGAUACGGAAGAGCGAGCUGUACAAAUUCCUCAUCCCCUGGCUCGGAGAUGGGUUACUGCUGAGCACGGGCCAGAAAUGGUUCAACAAGCGCAAGAUCCUUACGCCCGCUUUCCACUUCAAGAUACUGGACCAAUUUAUCGAGGUGUUUCACAAGCAGAGCAACAUCAUGGCCGUGCGGUUGCGGCCGGCGGCGAAUGGAUCGUUGGUCAACAUUUACCCGUACGUGACGCUGGCUGCGUUGGACAUUAUUUGCGAAACGGCAAUGGGUACCUCGAUCAACGCACAAACCGAUGCCGAUUCGGCAUACGUUAAGGCCAUAACGGAGCUGAGUCUGGUGCUUACCGGGCGGUUCGUGAAGGUGUGGCAACGGGUUGACUUCCUGUUCAAUCUGUCCGCCGACAAGCGGCGACAGGAUCGCAUCAUUAAGGUGCUGCACGAGUUCACCACGAAGAUCAUUCAAUCCCGCCGGCGGGAACUGAUGGAGCGGGGUGGCGCUAAGGUUGAGGAUGAGGAUCCGGCCGAUAUAGGAACGAAGCGACGGAUGGCGUUUUUGGAUGUGCUGCUGCAGGCCACUAUCGAUGGACGUCCGCUUACGGAUAGAGAAAUUCAGGAGGAAGUGGACACAUUCAUGUUCGAGGGUCACGAUACGACAACGAUCUCCAUAUCGUUCACCCUGCUGCUGCUUGCUCGGCAUCCCGAUGUCCAGGAAAAGGUGUACCAAGAAGUGGUGGACAUUGUGGGUAGUGAUCCGCACACACCGCUUAGCCAUCGUAAUCUGCAGGACAUGAAGUAUCUGGAGAUGGUGAUCAAAGAAUCGCUACGGUUGUACCCACCGGUACCGAUCAUCGCACGUCGAUUCACCGAGAACGUUGAGUUGGAAGGGAAAACAGUUCCGGAAGGGUCCAACUUUAAUAUUGGGAUCAUGCACAUGCACCGAGAUCCUACCCUAUUUCCCGAUCCGGAACGUUUCGACCCUGAACGGUUCGCACCUGAUCGAACGAUGGAACAGUCCAGCCCGUACGCGUACGUACCGUUCAGUGCUGGUCCUCGGAAUUGCAUCGGCCAAAAGUUUGCGAUGCUCGAGCUGAAAAGUACUGUGUCGAAGGUUAUACGUAACUUUAGGCUAACCUCGGCCGGUCCGGAACCAAAGCUAACGAUGCAGUUGACGCUGAAGCCACGGGACGGUCUGUACAUUGGAUUCGUUCCACGUGCAUAGUGGACUGGCUGCAUUUCUACACAUUCGCUGGCUGCAACCUGCUUUCGACGAUCGCCGAGCAUAAUAUGCGGACAGGUAAAUUGAUUGAAUCGCUAAAAGCAGAGCGCGCGUUAUUUUUGGAGUGAUGUUUGUUUAAUAAAAUAAUAAAUGAAAAACCA